Messenger RNA from Histoplasma mississippiense, 450 nucleotides. RefSeq lists its product with no specific name. Gene Ontology annotation, biological process: amino acid activation for nonribosomal peptide biosynthetic process; secondary metabolite biosynthetic process. The coding region runs from base 1 to 450 and encodes 149 amino acids. The record is from RefSeq and is a predicted model, not a curated record. The transcript has 3 exons. Gene Ontology annotation, molecular function: phosphopantetheine binding. Lineage: Eukaryota; Fungi; Ascomycota; Eurotiomycetes; Onygenales; Ajellomycetaceae. Gene Ontology annotation, cellular component: cytoplasm.
AUGGGCCUAUCCAAAUGGGCCAUUAUUGCCAUGCUGGCUAUUCUUCGCACCGGCGCUGUCUGUGUUCCGAUCGACUUGCUGGACCCAACGCCUUAUAUUCGGGUUAUAGAGGCAAACCUCGUUUUUGCUGACCAGUCCCAAAAUUUCGUGGACCUGCUCGGCCCAACGCCUGACAUUUACGAGCCACAAGUGUCCCCUCAAGAUCCGGCCUUUGUCAUGUUUACAUCUGGCAUCACUUCCACGCCAAAGCCUGUAAUCCUAGGCCAUGAGGCCAUAUGUACCAACAUUCUCCACCUUGCAGACACCCUGGAAAUUAAUGACAAAUCGCGGAUUUUUCAAUGUUCAUCGCUCACAUCCAAUAACAUGAUAGGGACACAGAUCUACCACGCGCGAUCUCCGCUACCCGAGCCACACACGUCCUCCUUACCCCAUCCCUCUUACGUGAACUGA